Malassezia globosa CBS 7966 is the source of this 510-nucleotide messenger RNA. RefSeq lists its product as uncharacterized. Bases 1 to 510 code for a protein of 169 amino acids. The record is from RefSeq and is a predicted model, not a curated record. The transcript has 2 exons. NCBI's taxonomy places the organism in Eukaryota, Fungi, Basidiomycota, Malasseziomycetes, Malasseziales, Malasseziaceae.
AUGUGUGGUCUCCGAUUUGGCUGGACAUUCAUUAUUGGAUUGAUCCCCAUCGCAGGUGACGUAACCGAUGCACUGUUGAGCCAUCACUUGAUUGUAAAAAAAGCGCAGAAGAUUGAAGAUAUUCCGCCAGAACUCAUUCGUCAUAUGAUUGCUAAUAAUGCAUUCUCCUUGAGUGUGGGACUGAUUCCUCUUGUAGGCGAUAUUUGCGUGGCUACUUUCAAGACCAACUCUCGCAACGCUAACCUUGUGGAGAAAUGUACGUCAAUGAUUUUGCUUAUUCACAAAUCAGUCCUGCGUGAGCGCGGUCAACAAAACCUGCAAAACAACGGUGGUGUGCCGCCCCAAAAGUACGAAUCCAAGAGCCCAUGGAAAUCACUUUUUGGUACCUUUUCUGCCCGCCAUCCCGACUCCAGCUCUCAAACGCCCUAUGCUAGUGGGUCGAGUUACACUUCUGGCGCUCCAGCCUCUGUCUCUCACGCACAACAGGCACCACCCCCGCCCCCUCGCUGA